UAUUAUUUAAACUAACCCCGCCCAUUUUAUCACCCUCGUUUAAAGCAAACUGCCAUCUAUCGACUUCAAUUUCUACUGUUUUCCACGCACGUGACGUCAUCAGAGCGCAUGCGCAGUAGAGUGUCUGCCCAGCGCUUCCUAAACACAAACGGAUUCAAACUCUUGCGGAUGCUGAUUGACAGCUGUCAGAUGCUGAUGACCUCAUGGCAUCGUCCUCUGAGGUGAACGUACACAUGGAGGAGGUGGUGGUGGUUACGACCCCAGACACCACAGGUCAGACUUCAUCCAGCGAUGAGGAGAAGAAUAUACUGGUGGCUACAGACCUGGAACAGUCUGGGGAAAACAUUAUGGAGCAAUCCAUGGAGUCUGAGGCCGAGGCUGAGUCGAGCACCACUAUCUCUCUGCCCAAGGACACUGUGUUGGUGAAAAUAUCUGACGAUACAGAUGUAGAGGGUGAUAUUCUCUACCCAAUAACCUGUGGGGACAGCAAAGCUAACCUUGUGUGGAAGAAGUUUGUGUGUCCCGGGAUCAACAUCAAAUGUGUGCAGCUGAACGAACAUCUCAUCAGUCCGAAGGAGUUUGUGUACAUAGCGGGAAAGUCUACGCUGAAGGACUGGAAGAGAGCCAUUCGCCUCAAUGGAACCAUGUUGAGGAAGAUCAUGGAUUCAGGUGAGCUGGACUUUUAUCAGCACUCCAGACUGUGUUCAAACACCUGCCGCAGUACCAAGAUUGACCUGGUGGGGUCACGGGUGUCUCUCAGCAGCCAGCAGUCCACGGAAACGGCUCCUGCAACCCCCGCCUCUGUGGACGGUACGAACACACAUGCGCAGACUUUCACAUACAUGAAUGGAUCUGCAGCUUCGUUUUCCACUGAUGGUGACGACAGCACCGAAUGGGUCACAGCUAUAGGAGAGGACACCAUGAUGUUCUGGAGAGGACUGAGGGAUGCUGGGCUGUUGGAGGAAGUCAUGGAGGACCUGGAGAGACAGAUCCAGGAGAUUCUCAAGGGCCUGGAGGAGCGAAUCCAAGACCCACCACUGCAGGUCAAAGAUGCUGCUCUGCUCAAUAAUAUAGUCCAGAACUUUGGGAUGUUGGACCUGGUGAAGAAAGUUCUUUCCAGUCACAAAAGCCAGAUGGACCGCUGUAGGGAGCAGUACACGCGCAGCUUAGUGGCCCUGGAGCAACAGUGUGACGAGCAUCGCAAACGUGCCAAAGAACUGAAGAGCAAAUCGCAGCACCUCAACAACGUCCUGAUGACCUUGACCCCCGUGACCUCGCCUCCCACCGCCAAGCGCCCUCGUCUGACCCGUGCCGUUUCGGGCCCUGCCACUGUGGCCGCAACACCCGCCCAGUCCACGCACUUCACCCUGCCCAUCACCCAGCUCACCGGCAUCCCGCUGGACAAAGUCCUGUCGGCUCAGACUCAGUCUCCACUGAUCGGCGGAUACACAGUGCUCACGUCACCGGGGGGGACCGAACUCCAUCCUGAAGGCUCUAAUCUGACCGUGCUGAGCACUGGUGGCGUUCCACAGGGGUCCUCGGGACCCACGUUCGUCAAAGUGGUCAGUCCGUUUCAGCUGGUCACGUUGCCCACAGUGGGAGCUGGAGCCACGUUGCAGAACCUGGCAGCACCAGCUGCGGGCAACACUGUAGUUGCGGUGCCCGUAAGCACGGUUAGUGCUGUCAGUAGCAUAAACACUGCCGUCGUUGAGACCGUUGGGCCACAAGCAGAAGCGGCUACAGAACAGAGAGAUGACCAGAAGGAGUGAAACUCUCCUGAAACCCAGGAAAUAGUUGCGUAACGUCAGUGUAUCAUAUACUUUGUAUUUGGAGGAUGAACUUUUUUGCAGUUUUAUGAGGAAUUUGCAACUUUUUUGCAAAACGGCCAUGGUUUGGUGAUGAAAGUCUUUUGUUGUUAUUGCAUUUGAUUUAAUUGUAAUCUGAUUACAAUGUGGUGAAAUACAGUUUAAGGACAUUUUAUACAAAACAUAAGGCACAUUUUGUCCUUAAAAUUUUGUGAUUGACCAGUGUGUAUAAUUUGUAGUUAUAAUGUGUUUUGGAUGUAACGCUCACUUCCUUAUUUAUACUGUUCACAUCAUUUUUCCAUAUUGAUGUCUUCCAUAUUAAGUACUUCAUUACAAUGGUAUCUGUACUUGACCCGUCAUUGAUUACUUAAAAUUGAUCAACUCAGACCAUCUUGUCUUUCAUAAUAAAUAUACAUUGUACAAUACAGCAAA
Ctenopharyngodon idella (grass carp) is the source of this 2237-nucleotide messenger RNA. It is a transcript of the gene gmeb2, whose product is annotated as glucocorticoid modulatory element binding protein 2. Gene Ontology annotation, biological process: positive regulation of transcription by RNA polymerase II. Gene Ontology annotation, cellular component: nucleus. Gene Ontology annotation, molecular function: RNA polymerase II cis-regulatory region sequence-specific DNA binding; DNA-binding transcription activator activity, RNA polymerase II-specific. Lineage: Eukaryota; Metazoa; Chordata; Actinopteri; Cypriniformes; Xenocyprididae. Bases 204 to 1769 code for a protein of 521 amino acids. The record is from RefSeq and is a predicted model, not a curated record. The transcript is spliced from 10 exons.